Seriola aureovittata is the source of this 2670-nucleotide messenger RNA. RefSeq lists its product as uncharacterized. The transcript is spliced from 3 exons. Lineage: Eukaryota; Metazoa; Chordata; Actinopteri; Carangiformes; Carangidae. The record is from RefSeq and is a predicted model, not a curated record. The coding region runs from base 63 to 1265 and encodes 400 amino acids. Gene Ontology annotation, biological process: positive regulation of DNA-templated transcription. Gene Ontology annotation, cellular component: nuclear body.
GAACCCGGAAGAGAGGAGUGACGGCGUGUGAGGAUUGUUUACAUUUGUUGCAGCUCGUCGAGAUGAAUCCUCCGAUGAUCAACUCCACCAACUCCGUCUCAACAACAAGAAGGAAACGAGAGGCCGAGCGCUCUGUUAACUGGACGAUGGAGGAAACGCAGGUGCUGCUGUGCGCCUGGAGCGACGAGCGCGUCCAGAAGAGCUUGGCGGAAAACCUCCGCAACCGCCACGUCUUCAAACACCUCUCAGCCCGCAUGAGUGAGAUGGGUUUCAGUCGGAGUCCACACCAGUGCCGGCUGCGGGUCAAAACUCUGAAGGCUAACUACGUGAGAGCCAAACUGCAGAAGAGCGUCGACAGCUCGCAGCCAUGCACUUUUAAAUACUUUGCAGAGAUGGACGCCGUGUUGGGCCGGAGGUCAGUGGGAGGGCCCUAUUUUGUUUCUCCAGAACAGAUGGCAGAGUGUCACCCUAACUCCAUUGAUAGGACAGGAAGUGUCCCGCUAGAUUUAAACUCUAGUACAGAGAUUACUGAACACCAUUUUGGUUCUUUGGGGAGGACAGGAAGACAAUUUAUGAGCUCUGUAGACGGGAGAGGAGGCCGGCAGUCGUGGCAGCUCGACUCUGACGUCAAGUUGGAGGACGGAGGAGAUUCAACGGAUGAAUUUGAGUUCAACAACGCAGGAUUUCCACAAUGUCCGAGAGACAGGUGCCACGAAGUCUGGAGUCUGGAGUCAUCCGUCCAUCGUGACAUGAGUGGUACAACUGUGGAAAACAGCUUGAGCACUCCUUCCCCACAUGUAGUACCACCUCCAUCUCCUCCUCCUCCUCCUCCGCCUCUUACCCAGUCCACUGGCUCUCCUCUCCCCGCACCCCCAGAUCCAAGCCCCAGCACCCUCCCCACCUCUGGCCACCACCCCCUCGAGUCCUCCCGCCUGGAACCCGUCCUCAAGCACCUGCUGGAGAGCUUCCACCGGCUGGUGUCGGAGACCCGGGGCCUGCUGGUGCAGGUGGAGGGCCAACGGCAGGAGCACGCCCGCUGGCACCAGGAGCUCCUGGCCCAGUGGCUGCAGAGGGAGGAGCGCCGGCAGAGGGAGACGGCCGAGAGGGAGGAGAGGAGGGAGAAAGCUCGCAUGGAGCACGAGAUCCGAGUCCUGGAGCUCCUCACAGGUCUAGCCAGAGAACACGGGUGUAAGUGCGGAGGCGGACAGACUGUAUCAGGGGCAGCGAGCAGCUCGAGUCACAACAUGAACGAAGACAGAAAGUAGGUAUAUAUAAUGGUAUUCAAGCUCAGGUGGAACCAAAUAACAACACUGACAAUGCACAACAGCCACAUUCAGGGCAGCGUGGUUUGCAUCGAGACUCUAACUGAACCAAAAAAUUACGGGAAAAGACCCUCAAACUGCAAGAGUGUGAGAAAAAGCUGCUGAUUGAUUACUGACAGCCGGAGGUCAGCUGUGCUCAGAACACAAAGUUACAGUUGGAGUGUGAAGGAGAAGAUGCUUUUCUCUCUGGUCUCCGUUGAUUGUACCAAAUGUGAUGGAACUGCUUCAUGCACUUUUACAGAAAUAAAAAAUUAAAAAAAAAAACUACUUCCUGUUUACUGUUGCAAUCUGUUUGAAUGUUUGAUUUAAAAAAAAAAAAAAAAAAACUGCCCUUCAACCAGGAAGUCACAAGUUUAAUUCCCCUCCGCAUAAAAUAAGCAUUUGUCAAUUCUCCAGAUGUUUUUGUUCAGAUGAUGACACUGGACCAAAUGGGAAACAUCCUACUAUGAAUUCCUGAUGCUUAUCCUCAGUACUCUGUGUUCAAGUUGUUAUGGGGAAUGUUGCACAAACAUAAAGUCGGUAUUUAUUUAUUAUUUCCCUGCAGGAACAUUUCAAAUCCAGCGUACAAGUCUGGAUUUAACGCUUGCAUAAGAGACCUUUAGCACAGUUUUGACACUCCGGCCAGGCUCUUCCUCCAGAACAGUAAACAUCUGAUGUCUUGAGUCACACAGCAUGAUAAUGAAAAUGAAAGCAUGUGGACAUCAUGUACCUUUUCACAGUUCCGUGACUGUAUUGAUUUGUGAUCUAUUUUUUUGCUAUGAAAGCUUUAACCUGUCCAAACGAGCUACACGGGAAUAUCCCUUGUCUGUGAUGGGGAAUUUUUUUUUUUUCUUCUUCCUGCUUUACACUCUGAAUCCAAUUUAUUGAACCUCCGGGCUGUAACUGCCCCAUGCUGAUUGUUACCUGAAUAGACAAACUGGAAAUCUUUCACUGGGCCAUUCAGCACAGGCUGCCCUGAAGGUAGAGUGUGAACGAGUUGAGAUGGAAAAGCCCCACUUCCUUUGGCUUUUGAAAUGCUAAAACCAGACUGUAAUCAACACUGGUCAGACUGGUAUUGUGUUUUACAGACAGGUUUAAAACCAGAUAUGGCGGCUGAUAUUCUCUAUUUUUUAUUACAAAUAAGAAAAGACCAAAUCCAACAAUGAAUUAAUCCUAAUAACAAGAAUCGUCUGUGUGGCUAAAGCCGUUCUGCGCCACAGCGCUCCAUUGUUGUACAGAAUUAUUAAAACCCAUCAGUAACCCUGAGCCUGCUGCUCAGGGUGACAUGUUCCUUCAUUACCAUGAGCACACACUUAUAACAUUCACUUUGACUCAGUCCCACACACGCACACACACACACACACACACC